AUGCAAAGAAUUCGAAGGAAUGCUUUUACUUUGGAUAAGAGGGAAGAGGCCACGGCCAUGCCCGAGCCUCCACCACAAUUUUCACAUGAAACCGUUACGUUUGGUAUGGUAUCUUCAUCAGCUGAAGACUUCCCGCAUGAAUUAAGUGGAGGAGACACACCUUGCCCAUCAUUAACAGAACAACAGAUCACAGGUAAAGAAUGAGCAUCUAUUCGUCGGAUUUUACCUCUGAUAAAUUGUGGCGCGCAGUAAGAAUUUAUGCAUUUUCAGGUUAUUUUAGGACUUAAAAACGACAACUUUGUAUCAGAGAUAUCCAGAAUUCUAGUGGUUUUGUAUCACCAGAUUCUCUCCAUAAUUGAUGUUAAAAAAAUUCGCACUAUCUCCUCAACCAAUCGGAUGCAAGAGUCAAACGAAUCGCACCAAGGUCACUAGCCUUUUCCCGCGGUUAAGGUAGUGUUCUUUCUUAGCUCCAAUCCUUAUUGGCUCCUCGAUGGUCAAUUAGGGCGGAAAAGAUACCUAGGUAACUUUAAUUUUGGUUUUUUGCUUGAUGAAUGCACUUUACAUUUCAUCUUUUUGUCAGCGCCUUCCGCUGGAAAGUAGUUUAUUCAAGAGAUAUGAGGCGAUAUUCAACGUAGCUUUGAAACUAGUGAUCCGAGAUUGCAUUGGUUUGCUCUGUGAUUGGUUCAGAAAACUCGUUUCACUUUUUCAACCAAUUAGAUACAAAACAAAAAACACUCACCACUUAGUCGCCCACGUUUUACUGCGCUUUAGGCAGUUUGGGUGGUUCUACUUGGGGUUUUCGUUGGCUCAUAAAGGUAUUUUAUUUUCCUUUGAUUGACGGUUGUGAUUACAUAUAUUGCAUUGGUUAUGGUUUUCGACAUUCAAUCGAAAAGCGCUUAUGGCAUUAUCCAUAACUCUUCAACUAAGCAUCCACGAGUGCAAAUGAGUAGAAGGGAGGCUAUGAAUAUUCAUCUAAUACAGUGAUAUCCUGGUAAGCCUUUAGGGAGGUGUUCGACCUCUUUGACAGCAAUGGUGGAGGUACAAUCGACGCCGAGGAACUGGAUUUGGCGAUGAGAUCAGUCGAAAUCUAUCUAUCGCAAGAGGACUUACUAGAAGUACUGUCCGCCAUGGAUAAAGACGGUAAUAAAAAAAAAUAACAAAGAAACAUUAUAAAAAUGGCCAGGAUAUAGAUGAGGAGACAGAAAGGACGACUUUUGAUCCAAGGCUGGUGAUAUGUAAAAUCAACAUAACUCAUUUUACAGAUAGUCUUUCGACCAGUAGUAUGUUUUCCGUCCACGCAAAAGCUAAUCCAGAGAUCUCUCUCGAUCUGUUCUAAGUGAAAGCAAUAAAAAGGCAUAAAGCCAGGACCGAAUCAAAGUGGGAGCAUGACCCAUAAACCACAUGUUAUUCAUUUUCACCAUUAAAAAGUUUCUAUCGCUUUUGAGAUUUGGAAGUAUAACCCAAACCUUCAAAAAUCGUGCUGGGUAUUUGGGAGAUCGAUGUAAAGAAUGUUCCCCAAGGAUUCUCGUCUGAGAAGAAGGUGUCUCUUACAUUGAAUACUAGCCCCAUCAGAGUUUAGAUUCCUCGCAGUUGUUCUGUUCAAGGACCACAUCAUCAAAAUAACCUCCUUUUUCUGAAAUGUGUACUCUGCUUCUUGCAGGAAAUGGUGAAAUUGAUUUCCACGAGUUCCUUAACUUGAUGACGAACACAGAGCGCUUCUUGGAGGGAUUCAGUACGUUAAAUUAAUACUUAACGAUUAUAACACCGUGAUUUAUUUCUGUGUCAUUUCCUUUCACAACCAUAGGCAUGGACUUUUUAUCACCUUCCACUCUUAUGGACUCUCUCCCAAAUGGCAGGACACUUACAUAAAGAGAGUUAGAAGAUAAGAUGUAAAUUACUUAGUGUGUACUUCAACGGUUUUCAUUACAGUGCGAAUGUAAAUGUAUAUAAGGGCAUAGUCGGGAGAAAGAUUCUGGGGUGCCGUAUCCACCCUUCCCCCUUCCCCCUUCCCCCUUCCCCUUCCCCUUUCCCCCUUCCCCCUUUCCCCUUUCCCCCCCUUCCCCCUCCCCCCCCCCUUCCCCUUCCCCUCCCUUCCUCCCCUCCUCCUCCCCCUUCCCCCCUUCCUCUGCUCCCGUUAUAAAAUUGUUUACGUCAAUAAAGUCACAAGACUGAAAAUUCAGAUCAAGAAAACACGCGAAUUCAAUAACGUGACUGGCACAAAUCUCUUUUAGUUUAGGAUGCUCCACAUGUUCCAGUCAUUCUUGUAGCGUGAAAAUAAACCAAAUGGUACACAAGGUAGACCAGCGGUAUAUGCAACGUCACUUAACUAACUUGCCCAAAAAUUCGUAGUCAUGAUUAACUUUUCCCGCUUUGUCCCCCUUCGGUUCAAAAACUCAUAGCUUUGCUACUGGUGUAAAUUCUAAGCCUUUUUCCGACCAUCAGUUCCGGAGUUACUUGGUUUCUAAGUUUUCUGAACCCUAACUUACGGAAAAGCCAAUUUAGAGAUGAAUGCCAGAAUUAGACCGUGGGUAAACAAAUGAUAAUAUGCUUAGUGAAGGUCGGUGACGGUAUGAUUCAUUUCUUUUGGAAGGCUUUGGCAAAGGGUUGAAACUUUAUUUUCUGUAGCAACUGUGGACGAAAAAAGGAAGAGAGAACAUCUCCUCUUUGAGGCCUUGACGCAGUUUAUGAAGAGAUCAGCCCUUCAUUCAAUUAGCGAAAUUGUCGGGUAAGUCACACGCCUUAUUUUCUUGCAAGUUGACUAAAGUUAAGUUAAGUGGCAUUUUUUGUGUGAUUUUGAUAUGGUCAGCUAUUGCUUCCAGAUGCAACCCUUUUUGUUAAGAAUUUGACUCAUCCAAUCGCUUAACUUCGUUCUUAAGACUUGCUUAGUGUAGGCGCAAUCUUUCUGUUCACUUAUCAACGAAUACUGGGGCGACUCAAACCAUUAUCAAAAACGUCAAACCUCUAAAUCGCAGAUUUUACCAUACCAAGUACAAGCGCAUCCAGGCCCCCCACGUCGUGGGCCACUACGCAGCCGGGGCCCGGCUUAUUGGCUUGACAGAAAACCAGCUGAGAAGGCGCAUGGAGAGCCUGAAGGCGAGGCAUGCUGCUGGAGAUAACAAAUCCCCGUAUGCUGAGCCGUUGCACAUAGUUUUUGGCACGGUUGGUAUUUUUGCGUUGUAUAGAAAAAAUAAUCGGGGACUUCUUUAGUCUAUGAAUGGUUUAGAAAAUUCGCGCCGCCUCCAGUUUAUCAAAUGCUUAAGUUGGUCUCUUGCGUUCUCCUGGUCCUCUGACAGUUUACGAUCAUACUUUAAUCUUAUCCACAGUUCCUUCUAGCAUCUUUGGAUGUAUGUUUUAGCUCUGUCGGGCUAAUAUGUUCACCUCGUUUUUGGUACUCUAUCAAUUUGCGCUCUAUUUCCUUUACAAGGUAAAUAUUUGGUGCGAGGUCAUGACGAACCUCGGACCGAGCGCCACCCCGUCCGGCCCGUUAGCGGAGUUUGUAUAUACUAAAACAAUUUGUUAGUCCCUUUUCAAUCGUAACAACUGAUUUUACCAGCUUUCGUAAUGUAAAUAGGGAAUUUUCGAGCAGGUAUGUGAGGUCGGCUUCAAGGCACGAUGUGCCAAGGCUUACGAAAGGCACAUCGACUGUCAGUUAAAGAGGCUUGUAACUUUAAAGGCUCUAGGUUUCAAUUCCAUAAGAAUUUAUAAGGGGCAAGGAAAAAGCGAGUGAAAAGGAAAUUUGAAAGCAGAGAUGCGAGGUCAGGCUUCAACGCUCAUCGCCUGUAAAUUAACUAUAGAGUAAGUAACGAAUAUGAAAGUGAUCUUAGCAGUAAUGAACUCUAUUUAACCAGUAGUGAAAAUGAAGUUUGAAAAAAGAUUCAGGCCCGUACGAGAUUUGAACCCAUGACCGCUGCGAUACUGGUGCAGUACUCUACCAACUGAGCUAACAAGCCAACUGUGAGCUGCUUAAAUAGUGUUCAGCACUGCGAAGAUCGCUUUCACUGAUAUUCAAUUCUUAACCCGCAGUUCACAUAUACGAUUUUCAUAUAUUUACAGUCAUUUAUUCAUCACUUUACGGGUUCAUUACGAACCAACAUAAUGACCAGCGCUCAGCUGACAUGUUAGCUCAGUUGGUAGAGCACUGCACCGGUAUCGCAGAGGUCAUGGGUACAAGUUCCGUACAGGCCUACAUUUUUUCAGGCCUUAUUUUCACUACGCACGUACUGUUUAAGUAGAAUUUAUUACUGCGAAGAUCGCUUUCAUAUUCAUUUCAAAACCCGCAGUCCACAUAAUUUAUAUGAUUUUCACAUAUUCACAAUUAGAGUAAGUAACGUUACAGCUCUACGUUUCUCUUCUACACAAAUUUAUAGGUGGCGAGGAAAAAGUGUCCUCAACGCCGUGCUAAGACUAACACCAUCACAGAAACAGAUGGCUUACCAGAAAUUUCUCUGACCAAAGGAAAGAUCAGACUAAAAUUUGGAAGACCACGCAUGCCACCCCCGUCUUCUUCUUACCCCAAUAUACUCGAAAAAAGCCCUGUUUUGCCAAACGCGGUAAGUUACUCACAAUUACAGAAGGGUCUCGUAGACACAGCGUGUGCGAACAUUGUGAUGAUUAAGUGGCAUGCUUUCAGGCUGACAGAGACAAGUUGUUUUACACAAGUCACAAACAACCACACAAGCCAGUGAGUUAGGGUGUUUUCAAAGCGUAUAACUUCUUUGGAAAAGUUUAAAACAGCCGAGCUGAGUAAAUCACAGGAUCUACCCAUACUUGAAUAGGCUUUGUAUAUGUGACCCUCUAUAUGAUUUCAGGGACAAAGGUGAUACAACUUGAUCUAUAGUACUAUUCCGUCAAAACUAGAUUUUAAAAGGUACCCGGUGACUUCGCCAACAUGUUAAAUCGUGGACAGUUGUCUUUGGUUUACUCGUCGACACACCCGUCACUUCGCCGACAUCCGCGGUCACUCUGCCAGCGUACUUGAUCAACCGCGUAACAAAAAUUGGAGUCGGUGAGCGACUGGUAACCUUUUAAAAUAUGGCUGCAGGUUCGUUUAGUUUCCGGGGGUUACGUUAUCAACACAGUUGAUAAAAAAAAAAAAAAUUAUCUUACGAGUUACGGGCUGCUCAGUUCUCAAGCUGCGCAUACCGAGUGCCUCACUUCACUCCAUUUGCUUAAUUUUUGUGCAUAACUUACACGAAGUUUCAACACAAACAAUUCUCAAAUCUUGCCUCUCUGUCCUCAGUCUAUCAUACAACAGACUAUGAGCCCAGCAGCUCAGCUUCUAAUGCGCGGGCGUCAAACUUACCACCAAGGAAAACGUAAACAACGAAAACCGCCCCUGAAGAAAAACGGCUGGGUCAGCCAGAGAUUUAAACCAUUCCCCCUUGAGCUUCCUAGUAUCUUUGCUGAACGAGAAAAGAAAACAGGCAAACCGGAACAACACCCAAGCCUCACAUUCGACGAUUUAAAUAAAAUACGAGACAAGGCAAGUAAAUGAACGAAGAACUUCAACCUAAGAAGUAAAAUCUCUAAAGUAAACAAUUUCCUAUGUUGAGAAUCUCUAGUAGAAAGUAGCCAACCGGAACCGGUUUUUUUUUCUUUUGCGCUUUUCAGGCGAGCAUGAGUAGAACGUGAUGAGCGAGGAUGCGCGUGAGGGAAAGACGACUCGUACUUCGCCCUCUCAUCGCGUUUGCCUCCUGCAUACCUUCGCUCGUCUGCAAAUGAGAAAAACAAAAGGCUUGUUCCGAGAGGGAAGAGAGAUGAUGCAGAGGGGAAAGCUCUUGCCUCUAACCGUGAUUUAGGUUCUUUUCCUGAGCCAGCAAUAUAUUUUUGUAACCAUUUUACUCUUAGGGGUGAUUAACAUGUAACUUCUCCCUAUAAUAUCCAUACAUUAUCAAGCAAACAGGUGAUGAGAAUACUCAAACUUACACAGGUAGAUAAAGGUAUCUUGAUCUAUCACCAAAUUCUUUUAAAUAAUUUACAAGGGAAUGAGUUAAAGCUAGAAGGGAGAAUUGACCCUCAGAUCUUAAGAAUUAAAGGGUUAAAUGUCAAAUCAUCUGUUUGUUGGAUUUUGUAUUCAUGCUGCAUGGAGAAGUUACAUAUUUGUCACUUUCGUAAAUUAUAGGUUGAUGUGAUUGCUCCUUCUUUUAUUUAAAAGGUUGCUCAAGCAAGAGAUGUUCACUUUCAACGACUUCGGGAAACAAAAAGCAAAGACAGUGAAGAUCAUUGGAAAUCCUUAGCUCCUGAGCAGAUUAACUCAGAUGUACUAAGAGAUUACUUCAGACUGGCUUUCAAUACUUACACACCAUAUGCCACUGUCCAUGCUGUUUGA
Pocillopora meandrina is the source of this 6328-nucleotide messenger RNA. Lineage: Eukaryota; Metazoa; Cnidaria; Anthozoa; Scleractinia; Pocilloporidae. The record is from the annotation of a GenBank genome assembly.